Messenger RNA from Chenopodium quinoa (quinoa), 1005 nucleotides. RefSeq lists its product as uncharacterized. The coding region runs from base 65 to 637 and encodes 190 amino acids. The record is from RefSeq and is a predicted model, not a curated record. The transcript has 4 exons. Gene Ontology annotation, molecular function: endonuclease activity; nucleic acid binding; zinc ion binding. Lineage: Eukaryota; Viridiplantae; Streptophyta; Magnoliopsida; Caryophyllales; Amaranthaceae.
AUUUUGUGUUCAUUGGAUAAUUUUAUGGGAGCCAAAAAAAAAUCCAAUAUUUUCCAUAACAAAAAUGAGACCAAAAAGAGAGGACAAAAGAGCCCAAUCCUCUCCACCAAGAAACAGAGGACGCACCACCACCACCUCACCGUCGCGCGCCUCCAGAAUUUCCCCUCCAUCAGCUUCACUCUCCGACCAAACCACCACUGAGCUACUCACUGAGUUCGAAGAACUCCGAGUCACUGAUAAUUCCGAGUACAACCCACGAAGCUUUCCUUAUAGUGUGAAGCAACAAUGCUGGGAAAAGGCAGAGAAAAUCAAGGGUCGAGACCCAAGUCGUUGGAGAAGGGACCCACUUGGGAACAUCGUCUUCCGCAAGCUUGUUGGCUGCCCUGGUUGCUUGUGCCAUGAUUACGACCACAUUCUUCCUUAUUCCAAGGGGGGGAAAAGUACGCUGGACAAUUGUCAGGUUUUACAGGCUACUGUUAAUCGCUCAAAAGGGAAUCGAUCUGACAUAUCCAGAGCAGAUCUGAUACAGAAGAGUUCCUAUUGUCGAGUUUCAGGCCGUGACAUGGACCUCCUUGAGUUGUCGGCAUUUGGUAAUGUUCGUCGAGGAGAAGAUUCAGGUGGGUGUAGAAUUCAGUAACAACACUGAAUGGUAGCAAAUUGGUCCUAAUGUUAUAUGCUCAUAAAACAUUCUUAAUAGUUCAUCAAGGAGCAGAUUCAGGUGUAUGUAGAAUUCAGUAACAGCGCAGAAUUGAUGUUGUUCUCGCGUUUUAUAUUCACAAAACAAUCUUAGACUCUUAGUUCCACCUUUAAUGCUCAUGGUUUUUGUUAAUUGUUCAUUAAGAGAUGAUCAUUGCCUAGCAUUUAGCAAAAGCUGUCGUAACUUGUAUACUCUGAUUAGAUUUGUUUGGAUGUCUGAUGUAUGAUGAUGCAAUUGUUUAUAGGUUCAGAAUAACACUGUAAUUACUGUUAAUAAUUAGAAAGAAAAAAAGGUUUUAAAUAUCUGUU